Aspergillus campestris IBT 28561 is the source of this 1666-nucleotide messenger RNA. Its product is annotated as deubiquitination module subunit SGF73. Gene Ontology annotation, biological process: regulatory ncRNA-mediated heterochromatin formation; RITS complex assembly; regulation of transcription by RNA polymerase II. The record is from RefSeq and is a predicted model, not a curated record. The transcript is spliced from 4 exons. Bases 262 to 1467 code for a protein of 401 amino acids. Gene Ontology annotation, cellular component: SAGA complex. NCBI's taxonomy places the organism in Eukaryota, Fungi, Ascomycota, Eurotiomycetes, Eurotiales, Aspergillaceae.
CCGAUCGAUUCAAACCCACACUUCCCCCACACAUACCUACACAUACACAUACACAUAUACAACCACGGCCGACGACCCGUGAUUCCACUCGUUUUACUGCAUUUUCCGAUUGAUUUACCCGUUUGGCGCCCGCCCGCUAUAUUACUUCUACUCUCGGAGAACAACGGCGAACCGGACGGACGUCGAAAAGGAAAGGAAAGAUAGGAGAGGGGGGAUAACAGAAUAAAGAAAAGAAAGGAGAGUGAGAGGAGAGCAUCGAUCAUGGCGACUAAUACUGGUGUUGGUAAUCUGGUCGAUGCCUCUGGGUAUAAGUACUCGGAGAAAGAUACGAAGCCGGGGAAGAUCAAGUUGAAGAAGACUGGUGCUGGGGCUGGUAGGGGGCGGAAGAAGAAUGAUGAUAAAGAACCCCCUCCCUCCCCCGGAUCCUCGCCCAUUCUUCCUGAAAUCGAUGAGAAGACAAUCGCUGCCUUUCCGACGGGUAAGCCGCGCGAGGAAGACCGCUUGGAAACUGUUAUCUGCAAGACGUGCAAGAGGCCGGUCCUCAAGCAGAACGCCGUCGAGCAUAUCCGCGGCUGCGUGAAAGCGAAGCAGGAGAAGGCGAGGCGGAAGAAGGAGGCGCGCGAUGCGGCCAACCGCGCGAAGGAGAAGGUCGAUGGGGACGACGAGGGCGCCGGCGCCGGCAGCGUCGGCGGGGAUAAGGGCGACGGCGAGGAGUCGUCGAUGAAGGGGCAGAAGAGCGCGAAGAAGAGCGCUGUUAAGGGGAUGGCGGAGGAUGGGACGAAGAAGGGGAAGAAGCGGAAGGCGGAGGCUGAGGACGAUAAGGAUAGCAAGGAGCCGACGAAGAAGAAGAAGAAAAAGGAGGAGCCCAAGCCGAAGGCCGCGAAGCCGAAGGGCCCGGUUGAUGUUGAGAAGCAGUGCGGUGUUACGCUGCCUAAUGGGGCUCAGUGCGCGCGCUCUUUGACUUGUAAGAGUCAUUCUAUGGGUGCGAAGCGUGGGGUGCCGGGUCGGUCGUUGCCGUAUGAUAUGCUGUUGCAGGCUUAUCAGAAGAAGAAUCAGGCGAGGCAGCAGAAGGCUGCCAUCGACGCCAACGCGCCCCUUCAGGACGACCUGGAAAACAAUGGCCCCGUCGACUCCGACGAAGAGAAAGACGCCGUCAUGGCUGCCAUCUCCCGCUCGCAUCCGCAGCCCAUCGCCACCCACACCCUCAUCUCUACCAAGAAGAAGUACCAGUUCGUGCGCAUCAAGGAGAUGCUCUCCCAUGCGCUUGGCGGCGCUCGUGGCGGCGGUCUCUUCUCCACUGGCGAUAGUAAUCCUCCCGCUACUGAUGUUCAUCUCUUCACUCCUGUAGAGGAGAUACCUAUGUCUUUCCCGGAGCCGGCUACUGUCGCAACUGACAAUGUAGGCGAUGCUGCCGCUCAGUCUUCGGUGCAGGCCUCGAAGAACACGCCCGUUGUGACUAACGCUUGAAGCUCGCUCGGGCUUUGCGUUGGACCUGGGCUAUGAUUGAUGAUCUGUUCUUUUCUUUCUUUUUAUUUUCCCUUCUUUGUUCCUUCUUUCUUUCCAUCUUUCUCUUUCUACACACCUUCACAUCAGUCGCGCAAUUGGAGCGGGCUCGCAGAGAUGGCGUUGGUUGCAUGGUUGUUCUACAGCAAUGAUAUGAUACCCC